Molecule: messenger RNA, 2992 nt
Organism: Loa loa (African eye worm)
Lineage: Eukaryota; Metazoa; Nematoda; Chromadorea; Rhabditida; Onchocercidae
Product: variant SH3 domain-containing protein
Exons: 19
Coding region: 6-2801 (931 amino acids)
Biological process (GO): regulation of GTPase activity; cell migration
Cellular component (GO): cytoplasm
Molecular function (GO): protein binding; guanyl-nucleotide exchange factor activity
Source: RefSeq, a predicted model, not a curated record
AGAGAAUGGCAGAAAUGACAGAAUUAUGGCGAGAAUGUGUACGGUGGAUGAAUGAAUGCGGAAUUCUGGAUGCCAAACAUCGGGUAACGGAAGCAGAUGCUGAAAUCGGUGAAUUCGCAACCAUCCUACGAGAUGGUGUAUUGCUUUGUUUACUUUGUAAUCGACUCUGUGAAAAUUGUAUUGACGUCAAGGACUUGCAACAACGGCCACAAAUGGCUCAGUUUCUUUGCUGUAAAAAUAUAUGCGAAUUUCUGAAAGCAUGUAAAAAUACAUUUGAAAUGAAGCCAGAAGAUUUAUUCGAUCCAUGGGAUCUUUAUCGCCUUGAUGAUUUUGGCAAAGUGCUCAGGACACUUUCCAAGCUAUCUAUGUCUCCUGUAGCGAAACUUAGCGGUACCAGAGGAUUCCCAUCGCGUAUAUCCUCACUAAAUUCCGUGGAAUAUUAUAACGACAAAGUUAUUUACAAAAAUCUCCGCCAAGAAGCAGAAGUAAAUGAGCCUGUGCUCGAAAACGCUUAUGAUGUGGGUAUCGCGGAGGAGGAGAAGACCAGUGGCCGAAUCUACGAUUCUAUUGUCUGUCAGCGAUCUAACAGUCAACGAGAAUUGAAAGCUAUCGAAUAUGAUAAGUGGAUAAAUUUCAAACCGGAUUCUCGUCGUGAACAUUGUAUCAAGGAAUUAUACGAUACCGAAUCAAACUAUGUUGAGAAAGCACUGGAUAUGAUCAUAAAUAAUUUUUACACACCACUGGAGGAGGUGCUAUCAAAGGAUGAUCAUAAAAUGAUCUUUAUGAAUAUUUUGGAAUUAGCAUGUAUUCAUCGCUCAUUUCGUGAUCAUUUGCGGCAAGCUGUCUUCUAUACGGUUGGUUUGGAAGAACCGACGAAUGACGAAAAGCCGGUGACAAUUGGAGAUGUCUUCAUUACAUGGAAAGAGAAAUUUGUGGCUUAUGGAGAAUAUUGUUCCAAAUUACCAAAUUCACGUUCACGUGUUUGUUACUUGGAAAAGACAGAUCCGGUCGUACGACAGAAGAUUGUUGAUUGUGGUGUAGCUGCUAAUCGUAAUCAGUUCCAUUUGCAGGAUCUUCUGAGUAUCCCCAUGCAGAGGGUUUUAAAAUACCAUGUUUUGUUAUCGGAAAUGAUAAAACUUACCUCAGUGGACUCACCAGAUCGCCUACCUUUGGAAGAAGCCAAAGAGGCGAUGCAGGAUAUCAAUUCGUAUGUCAAUGAAAUGAAACGUGAUUAUGAGAUGCAACAACUGGUUAUGGAUAUUGAAACCAGUAUAACUGAUUUGGAGCUGCCCUCAGGUAUGCAUUUAAUUAACUAUGGUCGAUUAGUUAAAGACGGUGAGAUCAAGAUUGCCGAUCAGAGUAAGGAUGGCAAUCGACUAAAAACACGCUACGUAUUUGUUUUCGAUAAAGUGAUGAUUAUUUGUAAAAGUCUAAGAGGAAAUCAGUACUCAUAUCGAAGUGCGCACAUAUUAAAUGAUUAUCGUAUUGGUGUCGAUGCAGACAAUAAUAAUAAAAUUGGUACAAUAACUCGGAAGCUGACAGCCAAUGGUGGUUAUUAUUUCUCUUUAGUGCAAGAAUUAGAUGAUAAUGUUACUAACGUCCUCAAUAUUUGCUGCAAGACGAUGCUUCAACGAGACAGUUGGGUGCAAAACAUCAUAGCAGCACAGAGCAAUGUACGGCCUAAAGAUUCGGAAGCAUCAGGCCACUGUUUGCAAUAUCAUAGCUACGAUAAAGCUACCAUCUGUUUCCAUUGUGAAAAGCUUCUUGCUGGUCUCUUCUAUCAAGGAUACCAUUGCUCCAAUUGUAAGCGAAAUUUGCAUCGUGCGUGCUUAUCGAUGAGUAAAUGUCCAGGAGUUGGUUUUAUACUAACACGAAAUCAGACUCCAAAUAGGCCGAAACAUACUGCUUCCUUGCAGCCCCAUGAAUGUGUUCGCGCAGUACAGUCAUUUCGUUCGAACGAUCCACUGUUCCUGUCGUUCGAAAUGAAUGAUUUGAUAGAAAUCACCCAGCGAAAUGUUGACGGUACACUGACGGGUCGAAUUGUUGCCCUCCCUAACCGAGCUGGACUUAUUCGACCGGAAUUUGUUCGUCGAUUCCGAAUAUCGACAUCGUCAUUGCAUAUGGGUUUGUCGACAGGUACUUCAUUAAGUAGCGUUACACUUUCGUCACCGGUAGAACAUAGUGACUCUUGGAUUGGUUCACCUCAGUUGCAACUGCCUCUUACAAACGGAGAACGCAAGUCUUCUGCCUCGAUCGAAAAUAUGGUUUUACCUCGAAAAUCGCAGAGCCAAGAUUAUGUGAAUACGGAAUUAGUGGGUCAACACUGGUAUCGGGGACCAAUGAAGCGAUGGGAUGCGGAGGAGCUCUUACGUAGUACACCAGAUGGUACCUUCUUAGUGCGAUUCAGUGCCACACAACAAAAAUAUGUGGUCAGCAUAAGUUUCAACGGUGAUGUGAAACACACGAAGGUGGAACAGUCGCCAGAAGGACGUUAUUACUUGGACGAAAGCACAAUGUUUUCAAGUGUCGUGGAAUUGAUCAACUACUAUAGAGAAAAUAAUUUGCGAGAGUCAUUUGAAACUUUAAACACCACUUUACGACAUUCGUAUACCGACAAACAGUCAUAUGUUGCCCUGCAUAAUUUUGAAGCAUCAGAACCGAAUUUUCUUACCUUGGUGGUUGGGCAGAGAGUCUACGUGAUCAGUAGGACUGGUGAAGAUCGAGGAUGGUGGAAAGGCCGCAGUGGUAAUCGAGUAGGCUACUUCCCACUUGCUUAUGUUGCACCAGCAGAAGAGGCAUAGUGCCACCUCGACUUUUCUGUGCAUCCGGCAAGCAGAUCACCUUUGUUCAUGAAUUUUUGCUCAGUGGAUAUGGGUACAAAUUUUUUUUCGUGGUUUUCUCAAAUUCGAUCAUUUCUUGGUAUUUUAAUUAACUUCUUCACGGGAAUUGUAAUUUAAAUGCAUAUUUCUAGAAAUCAGGGGUUCAGCAUUGC